Molecule: messenger RNA, 1247 nt
Organism: Brassica rapa (field mustard)
Lineage: Eukaryota; Viridiplantae; Streptophyta; Magnoliopsida; Brassicales; Brassicaceae
Product: WAT1-related protein At1g68170
Cellular component (GO): membrane
Molecular function (GO): transmembrane transporter activity
Source: RefSeq, a predicted model, not a curated record
AUGGUAAUUGUCCAAAUUGGUUACGCAGGCCAAGAUAUUCUGUUCAAACUUGUGAUCGAAGAUGGUGUGAACGUCAGAGUUGUUGUGGCAUAUCGUCUCAUCUUUGCCACCAUUUUUAUGUUCCUCCUUGCCUUCAUCUUCGAAAGAUAUUGUUGCUCCAUGUCCUUACAUAGGAACAAGAGGCCAGAGUUUACAUGGAGGCUUCUUAUCCUGGCAUUUCUUGUGGGGUUAUUCGGUCAUGAAAUAACGUGGAUUCCAGUAUUGCUAGUAGAUAAUCAUGUUUCUCUUCUUUUUUGUCACAAGAAUAAUCAUGUUUCUCUAACAUUUUAUCAACUUGGAAAAUGCAGCUCGGCAGGACCGAAUAUCCUCUUUGCUGAGGCCCUGGCUAGGACAACAGCUACGUUUAUUUCAACUGCGACCAUACUAGUCCCGCUAGUAACAUUCGUCUUGGCUGCUAUACUUAGAACGGAACAUGUACAUCUUGGAUCAAAAUAUGGAAAAGCUAAAGUGAUCGGGACACUACUUGGCGUUGGUGGAUUAUUUUUCUUUGUAUUGUACAAAGGAAAAGAGAUCCAUCUUUGGUCGUCUCGUAUUCAUCUAGGAGGCCGGACACACAGUGAUACAACUCCGAACAUUUCUAUACUUGCGGCCUUUCUUGCUCUAGGAGGCGUAAUCUCUUAUUCCUUUUGGGUUCUAUUGCAGGUUAAGAUAGGUAACGGACUUGGGGGACCUUAUUGGAACACUGCUUUGAUGAACAUGAUGGGGAGCUUGGUGGCUCUUCUUGUGGCUCUUAUUUGGAAACCUGAUUUUGAAGAAUGGAGAUUAGGAUGGGAUAUUAAACUGUUUGCCCGCAUCUUUUCGGGAAUUAUGAUUUCCGGUAUGGCAUUUGCUGUCAUUGUGUGGUGUGUGGACGCUAAUGGACCAGUAUUUGUGUCCAUGUUUAGGCCUGUACGACUAGUGGUUGUUGUCAUCGUCGCAUCACUUAUUUUACAAGAGCCUAUUUAUUCCGGGAGCAUUAUAGGUACAGUCAUUCUUGUGGGAGGACUGUACCUCGUCUUAUGGGCUAAGAAGAAAGAAAUGAAGAGUAUGUCAAAUCCAGUAGAAACAAAUAGGACAGAUCGUAAUGUUGUCUGAUAUAACAACAUCCUGACGUGAGAAUUUAGCCGCCACAAGCAACAUUAUGUAUUACAUAAUAAAAUAAAUAUAAUCUUUUUUACACAGAAUUCAAAAUUUUGCUUGUUUUCAAC